Helianthus annuus (common sunflower) is the source of this 4001-nucleotide messenger RNA. RefSeq lists its product as uncharacterized. NCBI's taxonomy places the organism in Eukaryota, Viridiplantae, Streptophyta, Magnoliopsida, Asterales, Asteraceae. The transcript has 18 exons. Gene Ontology annotation, molecular function: chromatin binding. Bases 228 to 3797 code for a protein of 1189 amino acids. The record is from RefSeq and is a predicted model, not a curated record. Gene Ontology annotation, biological process: mitotic DNA replication checkpoint signaling; DNA repair; DNA damage checkpoint signaling.
AAUCUAUGUGGUCUUGUAUUCUUAUGUGUGAGAAAUCACCCGCGAAUGAAAAGUCUAAAGGCGGGAACCUAGCCCUAAUUUGAUAUUCUUUGCACUCUCAAUUCCAAUUUCACCCACAAUUCUUUCAUCACACCAUCUCUAAUUAUCCAAUUGAUCUAUCUACUCCCAAAAUUUAACAAUUAGUUGAAAAACCCCCAAUUUCCAAAACCCUAAUUUGAGCUGAUCGGAUGGAGAUCUCGCCCAAUUCGGAUACCAAACCGCGUGUUCGCCGGCGAUUGAUUCAGUCGACACUGUUCCCACACAAGUCUCCAGACAAUGUUGUAUGUGUUGAUGAAGAUAUUGAACCUGAUGUAGAACAGGAAGACGAUGAAGAGGACAAUUGCGGGAGUCAAGCCAAAAAAGGUAGAAAACGAAAGCCGAAAGCAGCGGCUCAACCGCGAGCUUCAAGAAAGCUUACUGUAAAUGGAAAUGAAAUUGGGGGAAAGAAUACCGACGAAGAAGGUUCUCCUGCUGCUGUUAAAGUUGAUUUCUUUGUUAAAGUUUCUGAGAGAAAAAAGAGACAGCAAAAGGAGCAGCUACCAGUUCUUUCACCUGAGAAAGUUGAACAAGUUUGUUCACCUCCAGAUGUCAUUAUGAAUUCAAAGAGCCCUAGAAAGCCUAGAAGACGAGCAAAUACUACACCAAAGAAGCAACAGGCAUGUGUUACACCACAGAAGCGACAAAUGAAUUCAAAUUCUAAAAAUGCCACUAAUGGUUCCUUAAAUGAAGAAUGUUCAGAUAAAAUGCUUGCGAGCCCCCCUAAGCAAAUUCCUGAUCUACGGUUAGAGGCAAAAAUGACUGCAGAGGAAAAUUCACGUAUAUUUGCAGGAAAGCAAAUACAUCCCUUCUUUUCAUUUCGGAAAGCUGGCAAGAAAAACCCCGAAACUACUAGCACAGAGAAUAAAUGGUGCGAUAGAAAAGAAAGUAACAAUGAUUUUAGUCCGGUUCACGUAUUCGAUAAAUCAAAGGCUGAAACUUUCUCUGUUGAUUGGGGAAACUGGAAAUUUUCUGAAAGCAUUCCCGCAAGAGCCACUCAAGAUCCUGAAGAUACUUGCUCACAACCGAUUAAUGAAGGAUUAGUCAGUUGCUUGCAGUUUGAUAACUUUCUUGAUGUCCCUUCAUCUGGAAUAGAGUGUCGAAACAUUGAGACGGUUCGUGAAGAUGUUAAAAUAUGUUUCUCAGAAAACUCAGAAUUUGUGGUGAAUUUGGAUUCAGAAAGGAUGACAUCAAAUGACUGUAGCCAUCAGUCUGAGAAUAGCUUAUGGACAACCAAGUACCAGCCUAAUAAAGCCAUUGAGAUAUGCGGAAACUCUGAAUCUGUAAAGUUUCUUAAUGAGUGGUUACAACAAUGGCGCGAAAAAGGUUCAAGGAUCAAUAAAUGCUCUACUGAUGAUAAUAAUUGGGUCAUGAAAGACGUUGACCUUAAUUACUGUCCCAGUGAUUGUGAUUCCGAAGGCGAAUAUAGCAAUGAAGAAAAUAGUUUAAAGAAUGUUCUUUUAGUUACAGGCCCAGUCGGGAGCGGGAAAUCUGCAGCCAUUUAUGCUUGUGCCAAAGAGCAAGGGUUUCAAGUUAUUGAAGUCAAUACAUCAGAUUGGAGAAACGGUGCACUAGUCAAGCAGAAAUUUGGUGAAGCCGUAGAAUCUCACUGGCUUCAAUGCUCUAUGGCCAGUUCCGAAAAUCCAGAUAACAAAAGUCAACCGACGUCAACCCCAACCAAAACCAAAUCCGCCAAUGAUGAUGUUAUAGAAUUGAUACCCUUAUCAGACGACGAGGAUUCAAAAGACGUUUGCGGGCCCGCUGCGAAGCCAUCUAAUUCACAAAACGGAACUAAAACUCUUAUCCUUUUCGAGGAUGUAGAUGUAACUGCGUAUGAAGAUCGCGGUUUUAUUUCUACUAUACAACAGCUUGCAGAGACCGCAAAGCGUCCAAUGAUAUUAACUAGCAACUGUGAUGAUCCUGAUUUACCGAAUAAUUUAGAUAGGAUAGAGGUUAGCUUUAAAAUACCAUCAUCAGAUGAGCUUCUCAGGCUUGCAUAUACGGUGUGCGCUGCAGAGAAAGCUGAAAUCGAUCCUUGCCUCGCAGAACGGUUUAUUGAUCAUUGUCAUGGUGAUAUCCGUAAAACCAUAGCGCUCCUCCAGUUUUGGUGCCAAGGUCGAAGUCAAAGAAAAGAUAGUGAAGUGAGGAAUACAUAUGCUCCACUGCUGUUUGAGCCUAAUGCUGGGCAUCAUGUUCUACCACAAAUGAUCCCAUUCGGUUACACUUCCAAACUAUCUGAAACAAUUGAUAACGAGAUUACAAAGUCGACUCUGUUGACCAAAAAAGACGCUAUGCUCAUGGAGACAAUCGAGGAAGAAGAAGAUGAAAACAACAAUACACAGGAUAUCAAUUCCAAAAAGGACGAAAUGCUACGCAUCCACUGCUUCGAGCAAGAAGAGAACAACGGUCUUGAAUUCACAAGAAGAACGCUUCAGAAAAAAUACGAUCCGGUAACUUCUUAUGAUUCAGAACCAUGCUGGAACGAAGAUGUACUGAAUAUAACCGAUGAAUUAAAUGAAGAAACGCCUGUUGAAACAAGAAAUUCUAGGAGAAAAUAUAACGCAGUACUGUCUUCUGAUUCCGAAGAAGAGUGCUUUAACGAGGACACUUGUCAUCCAUCCGAAGUACCAGAUGUAUCUUGUGUUCCGGAAUCUUCUUACGUUCCCGAGACAGAAAUCGAGAAUGGAACAAUGAUGUACUCUACUAUGUGUUCUAGCGGGUGUGAUUAUGGAAUAGAAAAGGGUCCCACUAACACUGAUAGUGAAACCAAUAACCGUAAUCAUGGUUGUGAAGAAGAUAAAGUGGUUAGAGAUUUGGAUUUGGAUAAUCACGAGCAGGUUCACGGGGAAGAAAUCGGAGAUUCUCACAUCGAACCUACCGAAUCUAUUCCAAGAGAUUAUCAAAUGAUGGAUGAAUGUAGUCGAAUAGAAUUUAGCAAAAAAUCAGAAUCUGUUCACGGGUUUAAAUCUGCGGGUUCGACAGAUGCUGUACAAGAAACUUGGAGAAAACUAAGAAACUGCAGUAAGGAAUUAAGUCAAUACGUCUCGGUUGAGGAAAAAGACACUUUGGAAGCAUUACGGAUCUCUUACGGGAUGACUAACUUAAUAUCUGAAGCUGAUUUAUUACUUGCGGAUUGCCAAUCGUUAACAUGUGAUAACUUAAAACCGUCAAUGAUUUCAUAUGAGAAGUCACAUUCGUACAGCUGGCACGAUGAUCAACUGCAAAUGGCAUCAGCAUUUGCUCAACAUGGCUUCUGUGUAUUUGCAAAAAGAAGUUUUGCUUCGGGAUCGAAUGACAAAAUGGAUUUGGCUUGGGAGAUGCUAGCAGCAUCGACUAAUGUUGUUUCGUUGGGAAAAUUUAUCAACCGAAAGAAUAGUUUGAUUAAAAGUUUAGGAAAUAAAAAGCUGCAAAGUGGGGCCUGCUCAAAAAGCAUCUUAGAGUCACCAAUUUGCAAUACAAUUCGGUCAAUAGUUCCUUUACGGUCACAGUUAUCAUUAAAAGGCUAUGUAUUUCAUGAAUACCUUUCGUCACUGGCCCACAUUUCAAGAUCAGAAUCUUAUCGUUUAUCAGAAGCCGUUAACAACUCAAGCCAAAGACGAAAGCGGGUUGCUCGAAACUACUUGAGUAAUGGUGCAUUAUCAUUAUCAAGUGAAGAUAUUUCAUUACUAGAUCAAUAUAAAUGUUACCAGAAACAUUCAUUGGAAACAAAAUCCGAAAGUUGAAGCUUACAAAGGGUAGAGGAAAUUCGUAAUUUAGAUGUAUACAUUACUAAUUAAUUGAAAUCCCCAUGUUUUUGUCAAUUGUCAUACUGUAAUAAUUUCACUUUCCUUUCAGAAUAGCUCAUAGUCUUAACUGGUUCAGUAUCUGUAGAACUAAAAUCCAUGGUUUUACACAUAAUAAUUAUAAUUAUUAUCGAGUUACAGUUU